AUGCCGUUUGGACUAAAAGGGGCACCGGCCACCUUCCAACGCGCACUAGAUAUUAUUCUCUCACGCGUUCGCUGGCAAAUAUGCCUCGUCUAUCUCGAUGACUUAAGCGUGGCGGACACGGCGGCCGAUGCCUUCAAGACGUUCACGUUCCCCAGGACACUUACGCAAAUGCGCUCGUUCCUCGGGGCGUGCAACGUAUACCGCCGAUUCGUUAAGGGUUUCGCAAAGAUAGCGCGUCCUCUGACCGACAUGACGCGCAAGGGUGCGGAUCCUGACUUCUACAACCCCACGGAGGCCCAACUGAACGCGUUCGAUAACCUCAAGAGGUGUAUGAUCGCUCCGCCGAUCCUCGCACUACCGCGGUACGGCCGUCCGUACAUGAUCGACACGGACGCGAGUGCCUACCAGCUUGGCUGCACGCUGCUCCAGGAGCACGACCAGCCAAACGAUUGGCGCCCCGUAGGCUAUUGGUCCUACUCGCUGAAAGACAGCGAGCGCAACUACAGCGCCACGGAACGCGAGUGCUUCGCCGUAGUGUGGGCCGUCCGCACACAACGGCCGUACGUAGAAGGAACGAAGUUCACCGUCCGAACGGAUCACGAAGCCUUGAGGUGGCUCAUGUCCCUCACAGAGAGUUCUGGAAGACUCAACCGGUGGCGGCUACGUCUGGCUGAAUACGACUUCACCAUUCAGUACCGCCCCGGGCGCGUUCAUCAGGUGCCCGAUGCCCUGUCACGCCUCGUGUCGCCUCGUGUCGCCGAUGACCCUCGCCCCACCGUCGAGGUGGAUGACGACAUUCCCACCUUCGACGGCGGUACGACCGUUCGAGACGUAUCGAACGAGCUCGCGGACCGCGUUUGUACAGCGAGCUGUGACCAUCAGGCCGUCCAUGUCUUCGUGACGACACGGAACCAAGCCGGGUCAAGAACGAGGUCGCGAGUACAAACGCGCGACGAACCGCGAGGCGACGACGAAGCUCCCGCUCUCCAAGGACCCACUUCGUUUUGGGAGAAGAACGACGAGUUCGACGCCGCCGACAUCGAGCGCGCCGAAGACCCCGAGGCUGACGCGCCCGACACCCCGGUCGCCCCACCGCAGGACGACCUCUCGGCCCCUCUUACGAUAGAGGAGAUAGCCGAGGAGUAA
Molecule: messenger RNA, 1146 nt
Organism: Chondrus crispus (carragheen)
Lineage: Eukaryota; Rhodophyta; Florideophyceae; Gigartinales; Gigartinaceae
Exons: 2
Coding region: 1-1146 (381 amino acids)
Source: RefSeq, a predicted model, not a curated record